Molecule: messenger RNA, 1401 nt
Organism: Protomyces lactucae-debilis
Lineage: Eukaryota; Fungi; Ascomycota; Taphrinomycetes; Taphrinales; Protomycetaceae
Exons: 1
Coding region: 1-1401 (466 amino acids)
Source: RefSeq, a predicted model, not a curated record
AUGCACGAAUGCUACUGCGGUACCACUGUUCCUUCUGACAAGAUCGCAGACAGCGCCUGCAAUGCUCCUUGCGAUGGUGAUGCAACUCAGACUUGCGGCAACGGCAACGCUCUCCAGGUUUACAACAUUCUUUCGCUUCCAGCGCUCUCGUCAACCGGAAUCGUUCUUCCAACUGCAUCGCCUUCUGCUGCUGUGAAGAGUAUUCCUCUCGUCGUUGCCAACGAUGCCAAUGCUCCUGCUACUUUCUCUGGCUGCUACCAAGACUCGGUCAACGCUCGCUCUCUUCCUGUUCAAGUUGCCAACGUUGGCUCUGUUGAACAGUGUGUUGCUGCUUGUGCUGCUCAGGGCUUUGCUCUUGCCGGUGUUGAGUACACCAACGAGUGCUUCUGUGGAAACGCUAUCACUGCUCCUCAGAUCGCUGUUACGAGCUGCCAGAAGUACACCUGCAACGCUGCUCCGUCUGAGUACUGCGGUGGUGACAAUGCUCUUCAGGUCUACCGUCUCUCUGGUGCUGCUGCUCCUUCUUCUGCUGCUGUUCCUACUUCGGCUCCUACCACUGGUGUCAAGGCCAUUCCUCUCGUCGUUGCCAACGGUGCCAAUGCUCCUGCUACUUUCUCUGGCUGCUACCAAGACUCGGUCAACGCUCGCUCUCUUCCUGUUCAAGUUGCCAACGUUGGCUCUGUUGAACAGUGUGUUGCUGCUUGUGCUGCUCAGGGCUUUGCUCUUGCCGGUGUUGAGUACACCAACGAGUGCUUCUGUGGAAACGCUAUCACUGCUCCUCAGAUCGCUGUUACGAGCUGCCAGAAGUACACCUGCAACGCUGCUCCGUCUGAGUACUGCGGUGGUGACAAUGCUCUUCAGGUCUACCGUCUCUCUGGUGCUGCUGCUCCUUCUUCUGCUGCUGUUCCUACUUCGGCUCCUACCACUGGUGUCAAGGCCAUUCCUCUCGUCGUUGCCAACGGUGCCAAUGCUCCUGCUACUUUCUCUGGCUGCUACCAAGACUCUGUCAACGCUCGCUCUCUUCCUGUUCAAGUCGCCAACGUUGGCUCUGUUGAACAGUGUGUUGCUGCUUGUGCUGCUCAGGGCUUUGCUCUUGCUGGUGUUGAGUACACCAACGAGUGCUUCUGUGGAAACGCCAUCACUGCUCCUCAGGUCGCUGUCUCUCGCUGCCAACAGUACACUUGCAGUGCUGCAGCUACAGAGUACUGUGGUGGCGAUGACUCUCUCCAGGUCUACCGUCUCUCUGGUGCACCCACUACUGCUGCUCCCCUGCUGCCACGAGCUCUGCUGCUGUCAACGUCGCUACCAUCCCUCUUGUCACUGCCAGCGGUGCCACCUUCAGGGCCUGUUACCUCGACAACACUGGUGCACGCGCUCUCCGCACUCGUCUCGCUGAUGUGA